Messenger RNA from Rotaria socialis, 1002 nucleotides. NCBI's taxonomy places the organism in Eukaryota, Metazoa, Rotifera, Eurotatoria, Philodinida, Philodinidae. The record is from the annotation of a GenBank genome assembly.
AUGUCCGACAAUCAAACUGUUUCUUUUCAAAGCACUGAAAUUUCCUGGUCACGACCUCUUCGAUUUUGGCUUUUGAUUGCUUUCGACAUUCCAUCGAUUAUAUGUUCGCUCUUUAUUCUUGAUCAUCUAUUAUCUAGUCGAACCCUACGUCAUGAUUUACACAAUCAUACAAUCAUUAUUUUACUUCUAUUGGUACUUGUCUUCCAACUGACCGAUAUUCCAUUGUACUUAGAUUUUAUUCUAAAAGGUAGAGUCGAACCACAAACCCCAAGUCGCUGCCUAAUAUGGUGGUUAGUAGAUCUUGGUUUCUACAAUACGGCUGCAAUCGUUCUUGCAUGGGCCUCUAUUGAACGUCAUAUUCUUAUAUUUCAUAUUCAAUGGCUUUCAAGUAAAAGGCAAUGUUUCUUUUUUCAUUAUAUUCCAUUGGUUAUUCUUCUUAUGUAUGCGACCAUUUACUACACAGUCCUCAUAUUUUUCCCACCAUGUAAACAGACGUAUGAUUAUACAUUACCUGUAUGUUCUGCUACUCCCUGUUAUCUUCUUGAUCCAGCACUUGGAAUAUGGGAAAUGGGUGUACAUGGUUGUUUAUGUACGCUAAUUAUUGCGUUUUUCAAUAUAACUCUCCUGAUUCGCGUUGUUCUGCAUCAAAAGCGUAGUCGUCGAAUAUUUCACUGGAAGAAAUAUCGUAAGAUGAUAAGUCAACUCCUCUUGAUUUCAAUGCUUUAUUUACUAUUUAAUUUGCCUAUUAUGAUUAUAUGGGUGGCUAGAAAUUGUGGACUGCUAGCUGAUGUCGGUGUCGAAGAACAGUUUGUCGCAUUUUUUCUCACUUAUUGGGUCAUGCUUCUGUUGCCGAUGGUCUCGCUUUUUUCUCUACCUCAUCUCAAGAAGAAUCUUAUGAGAUUAGUAUGCAAUCGAAAAACUCAACAAGCAAUUGUAUUCCCUUUGAAGAUAACACCAAAUGCUGCACCCGAUGUUCAUAACACUAUGAAACACACGAAAUGA